UCUGCCUUUUUUUUUUUGCGUGGACCUGGACAAUCAGUGAAUCAGAGCCUGGAGAUAUUCUUCAAUUUUGUCUCCAUUGCUCGGUCAGUUGCGCGUGGAAUUUGCAAGAUUUAGCCUUUAACAAUAUAGGCAUCGUGCAAGCAAGUGGAUGCAAGUAAAUUAACUUUGAAGAAGCAUUUGUGGUACCCGUGCAUUUUGAACGAUUCUUUGCACUGACUGUACCACGGAACUUUUCAAUGUAACUUGGACUUAGCAACUGUGAUCUUGGGCACGCGCGAGGUAAGUGAGUCUUGAGUAAUUCGUUUUUUCGUUAUCUAUUUGUAACUAGCAGCCUUGAAACCGCUCUUAUACACCAAUUUCUGCUCGAAUACAAGCUCAUCUGAGGUUUUGGCCAGCUUUUCGCGAUUUGGCCCCACUGUGAGCAGUGAUCAAACUUGCCCUUUUUAAGUUCACGUUAUUUCGUAGGUAUAUUGUUAUAUUGAUUUACCUACAUAGUUAUACUGAGUGUUUGAAUGUGUUACUUUGAGUUUCGAUAAAUUUCUGAACGUCAGGGUUGCCUGGUUAAUCUUCUGGAGUUUCGUUAGGGAUCGAGAUUAAAGUAAUAAGUCCGUGGUUCGUUUGAUGCAGAAUUAAGUGAUUUAAGUUUUGGGUGAUUUUAAAAAUAGUUGAAUAAAUAUCUAAAUAUAUCUAAUACACGCUGUCUGUUGUUCCUAUUGUAUUGUAAAUUCACUUGUUUAUUUUUUAACACAGUUUUAGUCUAAUAAUAGAGAUAGAACUUUUAAUUUCUGUUCACAUGGUCUGCAGAGAAUAAACAAAGGCUUCACUGAAGCUUAUGCACGAGGUAUGACUAGUUGGAAGUCAAUUUUAUAAUUUACUUUCAGAGGUUUUAUAGUCCAGUUUAAUCUAGUAUUUUUCGUAAGAUUUCUGUCAUUCAAGCUUUCACUGUUUUUUCACCUACUUUCCCCCCGCAUGUUUAGAACAAACAGCAGAGAGAAAGUGUGUGUGUGUGUGUGUGUGUUUGUGUUUGAACUGGCCAGGUCGUUCUAACAUUGUUUAGUGUUGGGUCCAGUUGCAUUCAUAGUCACACAGAUCGGGAAAAUAUUGUAAAAUAUUUAACUGCAAAAUCAGAAGACCAAGUAUUUAUUGUGAUAUGUAUAUGCAUGUGUGCAUGUCUAUGGUGGUUUGGUAGCGAUGUAUAUUAUUAUAUUAAACUAAUUAUUUCAUGCCAGCAGCCACGGUCCACAGUUAUUUUACUAAAAUUCUUGAUGUGAUAGCAAAUAUGUGACAUGAACUCACUUGAAUGUAAUGUUCCACACGAAUAAAAAAAGCUAAAUUUUAGACAAUAAAGUUAUAUUACAGUGUAUGGCCUCGCAGAUAUAAAGCUUCCAAUCUCGAUAAGUUAUCAACCUGAUUAUUUUUUAAUAGCUUGUAAGAUAAUUCUUGAUACGUAACUUACCUAAUGUAAUCAAAGUGUUAACCUUCACUUUCAAACACACAGUGUCCCGCGUUACGGUUGUGGUAUUCAGCAAGAUACAGUCGCGUCAUUCUGUCAACAACUGAAAAAUGGGAUUCGAGUUUUUGAAGUCCAAGUAGCGUUUGCCGUUAACUGUCAACUUAACGCUUGUAAAAUUGUCUUAAAAUAAAAUUGCAUUUUUUUUUAAGACGUAACUUUUAUGUAAAAUUAAAAAAAAAUCAAAUUUUGACCCUAUUGUGUGAUGAUAAGCCUGCAAGAAAUUCAAAGUGACUUUGGUUCGUGUGAUUUUUAGUUGAAAUGCGUGUGUAAUACCUACCUAUCUUUUUUAUGCGUUGUUGGCAAUUAGUUUGCAAACCGAACGAAAAAUUACUCUAAUUCCUAAGCAAAUGUUUAGAUUUUAUUUAACAAUUUAUCCCACGGACGAUUUCUUUCCUCAAACACACGAAUUCUAGCGGCGGGUGCGGAAAUUACGUAUGAUUCGCGUCCAUGAGUGUAGUUAAAAACACAUUAUUUUAAAGAAUUCUAAGUGAAAUUUCGUGUUCGAGUUUCGUACCAUAGGAGUAUUUGCAACAUGAGAAUACUAAAAGACUCGACUAAAUUAUUAUUUUUUUAUUAAAUGAAACGCUAGGGUGGAGGAAACGUUGAAACCCCGCCGGGUGAAGGUGACGUCCAACGCAAUUCCCACAGUGCGGAAGGUGCGGGUUUGACCAGGAACUGAGGAAUUUUUUUUUGGGGGAGGCGCGCGCACGCUCUUGUGUAGCCACGCCGUCCUUGGGCACUUUCCAGACGCCGUAUAGCGGCGGGGGUCGGGUUGGAGCAGCCACGACAUGGAGCGGUCCUCCGGAGGGAAGAAGGAAGACGCCGAGAAGAGGGCGCCGCUGCUGGCAGACCAAGAUGGCGGCCGUGCAGUCGAGCUGCUGCCCCCUGACGGCGGCUGGGGGUGGAUGGUGUCGCUGGGAUCCGCGCUCAGCAACAUUAUAAUGUACCCAGUAAUGCAAACUUUCGCCCUGGUAUACAAGGACAAGUUUACCAGUAUUGGGUUGUCGGCGACAGACAUAUCCGUUUUAAUCAACGUGAAUUCUUCUUUCGGCCUGUUUUUCGGUUUGGUUCAAGGAAUGAUCCUUAAGAGGUUUGGCUACAGAAAAGUUGCCAUCGCUGCAUCCUUCUUUGCCUUUGUGGGCGUACUGGCUACCAGCUUCGGAAACUCCUUUCUUCACUUUUUCAUCGCCUAUGGACUGGUUACUUCGCUGGGCCUGUGCAUGGUCACGCCGGCCUUCUCGCUGGCCUUGAACUCGUACUUCAAGGAGAGGCGAGGCAAGGCGAUGGGUCUGGCCAUGACUCUGACGGGCAUCGGGCCCAUGGUGAUGCCCCUGCUCAUCAGCCAGCUGCUGGCCUACUACGGCGUGACCGGCACGGGGCUCAUCAUGAGCGCUCUGAGCCUGCACUCUCUCGUCGGGGCUUUACUCCUGCAGCCCGUCAAGUGGCACAUGAGGCCGCGACCCGUCGAUCCUGCCCGAGAACCACUCAAACUAAAUAAGACUGUGGUCAGAAGAAGUAUCAGCACAGAAUAUGGUGUCACGUCUAUGCAAGUUCCAGUCGACCAUGAUAUCAUUGCUCAAAACAUUUAUGGAAUUGACACACCAAUCUUGCAGAGGAGAGAGUACCCACAUGAGCCAAAUGAACCGGAGGAUGCGGCAGCAGCGGCGUGCGAGAACGGGUCGUCGGGCGUGGCGGACCCGAACAGGCAGAAGAGCGGCUACAACUGGUGGUCCGUGCCCUCCGUGGACUCGGUCCACCUCGGCAGCUCGGUCACCAUAUUCGACGAGAAGUCUGCUCCGGAGAGGAAGGUGUCGAGGACCAGGGAGAGGAAGAUAACCAUCGCCGGGCCCAUACCGGAGGAGGACCACCUCGAGUUCGGGAACGGUCUGACGGUGGCCGGGAAGAACGACCGCACCCAGAGCUUCGGCACUCUGAACUCUAAUGCUGGUAAUGUGCCAGAUACCAGGAAUUCUAGUAAACUAGCAAAUGAUUUCUACAUGAACUCAAAGAAAAUAAGCGAUGCACAAGAUUCUGUUGCUACCAAGAUGACGGAUACCCUGGAAGAGCAGAAUAAGAAGACUUUUUGGAAGAGAAUCGCCAAAGAAAUGGACCUGAGUUUGCUGAAGGACUUGAGCUACAUCAAUCUACUUUUUGGGAUGUCCAUCGCCAUGACGGCGGAGAUAAACUUCUCUCUUCUCACGCCGUUGAUCCUCGCCGACUUGAGCUUCACGGACAACCAGAUUGCGCUCACCAUGUCCACCAUCGCGGCUGUGGACAUAGUGUUCCGGUUCCUCUCUCCUUUCUUCGCGGACUACAUGCACUACAGCGCGAAGACCAUGUACCUGAUCAGCAUGGGACUGCUUAUUGCGUCCAGGACGACCAUGAUGUUCUUCACCACGUUCGUCUCGCUGGUGCUGGUGAGCGUGGCGCUGGGGGUGGCCAAGGGCGUGCGGACGGUGUACAUGUCCUUGGUGAUCCCCGAGUCCGUGCCGCUGGAGAAGCUCGCGUCGGCGUCCGGCAUGCAGAUGGUGGUGAACGCCGUGAUCUUCCUCACCUGCGGCCCGUUCAUCGGUUAUGUUCGCGACGCAAGUGGAACAUAUAACGCAUGCAUUAUUGUGAUAAACACGUUGACGUUAAUAACAAUGAUAAUGUGGCUGCCAGAGAUACUCUACAAAAAAUUAAAAGCUAAGAGGACGCCUUCUGCAGCUUAGAAACUGUUGAUCACGCUGCCGAAAAUGAAUUUUAACGUGUUCCUGAUAAACGUAAGGUGAUAUUCACGAAAUUUGUGUAAGUAACUUACAAUCACACAUUCACGACAGCAAAACAUACAGAUAGUGGAAUCACUGUGUGUCGAUGUACAAAACUAUUUGAAAUUUAACUUCUUUGGUGAAGGGGCAAAAAUUUUCAAGCGUUACGAAAAUUCCGAUCGCGUUAAGUAGGGGGGGGGGGGGGGGGGGACCGGUAGAGGAGAUUGCAUCAAUCAACGGCGACGCCACUUCAACGCAUGCACUAGCCGUCGAAUGGGACGACGCCAUAAAAAUGGGGGGGGGGGGAGGCUAUAGGCUAUGCUACUUAUAACGGCCGGAAGGGGUGACGGUAGGGGAAGAGGUAGAAAUAACGCAGCAGUGAUGUUACUGAAUCCUCGUAACGCUGCUUGUAUUUGUCUACUUCCAGUUUUCGUAACGGCUAACGAUUGACGCUACCAUAUUUAUUUUCAAAGUAUCAAAAAUUUGUUUAUUCGCGUGGAAAAGAGUUAUUGAAAUGCGAAAUUAACGUUAUAUGUAUCAUAAAUUUUUAUGUGAAUAGUUUGAUUGAAGAUGUAAAUAAUUUUUCUCUAUCUAUACGUAAUAAGCAAGCUGUUUCACUUCUGUCGCGCGUGGACUCCUCGCAAAAAACAUUUUUUUUUUCGCAUGUGGCGUGAAAUACACUUAAUUCAGCACUACAUAGAAGAAAAUGUAAUAAAUGGUGAAAACCAACAUCAGCUACAUUAAAAUGACUUAGAGCAGUGGCCUAGCAAUUUAUAAGACAGUGGCUAUAACAUUUAUAACAAUACGUAAUUCGAAUAUUAUCAUAAAGAAACUGGAAAAAAAAUUUAUGUUAAAAAAGACUUUCAGUUAAUUCAACAAAAUUUUCAGUGGCAAAGUAAUAGUAUAUAAAUAAGUAGUUUUUAAUACCAGUUUAAGUUGAUGCUUUAAAACUUAGCGUUGGAAAAAAUCUUUGUUUAAGGGGCCCGCCUCGUCAGGGGUGUGUGUGUGUUAGUGAGGCGGGAUGAUAAGCGCGACGCUCGCUGGUGCUUCCAGCGCGGUAUAGCCUCUAAGCGCAAGGCUCUGAACUGACGCGCAGUCUUCUCGUCGUCACAGGAUAACUGUGUAAUUUGAGCGGUGACCGUAACAUUAUAUGGUGGAGAAAUGAAGAUAAAGGUGUUAUGCAAGCCCCUUAAGUGCUUUCAAGAAUCUGUACUGAUUGUUUUAUGCCUAAAAAUUACUCUGAAAACACGCGUUUUAGGCAUUUUAACGCUUCUAAAAAUACAGUUUAAAAACUUAAUCCGAAAUUAAAAGUACUUUUCGGCCCUCAGCGAACUCUUAAAUGCUAUUUGUAAAUAGGCCCCACUCGGAUAUCUUGAGUAGUUUUGAAAUCUCGUUGUUUUUCCUGAAGCUCUGCACACCGUAUGUGUGCCCAGGUAGGCGGGCCCCUUAACGCGAACUAAUAAAACAUUUAAAGAAGUAAAAAGUUUGUCCUUCAAAAACUUGCACAACUAAGCUGUGAUAGUGUACAAAAAUCAAACUAUGUACUAUUUUACCUGAAGUAAAUAAAACAAUCAAAAUACAUAGUUAUAUUUGAAUCUAAUUUUUCUGUUAAUUUUACCUAUUAAAAAUAUUAGUAAUUUUAAAGUCUAAAUGUUAAAUUGUUAUUUAAUGGAGAGAUAUCGAGAAUCGUUUGUAGUCUUUUACAACAUGUUACGAGUUUGUAUAUAUGUAUAUAUGUAUAUAUGUGAAUAUAAUAAAAUGAAUUGCUUGAGA
Molecule: messenger RNA, 6033 nt
Organism: Bacillus rossius redtenbacheri
Lineage: Eukaryota; Metazoa; Arthropoda; Insecta; Phasmatodea; Bacillidae
Product: monocarboxylate transporter 13-like
Exons: 9
Coding region: 2302-4224 (640 amino acids)
Biological process (GO): transmembrane transport
Cellular component (GO): membrane
Molecular function (GO): monocarboxylic acid transmembrane transporter activity
Source: RefSeq, a predicted model, not a curated record